CGAACAACUGGUACACCAAGAACCAUCAGUCGACAUGUCGGCUAACCCUCGCUCUCCCAGAGCUAGGAUGUCUCUUUCUCUUUCCGAAAGAAACCUCAACAUGCCUCAAACACAAACUUUCAAAGCGAAGAAACGAGCGGUCAUGAGUAUGGGAGCAGAGGUUAUUUCUAGUAGUUCUCAAAAGCUCAGUCCGAGAAGACAAGCGAGACGUAGUAUGCAACCUCGGAAAUCCAUAUUGAAAUCUAAUCCGGCCAACGCGCUCAACGCUGAAGACGCAACGACAGAUUUCACAGUUCAAUACGCUCACACGUAUGCUUUUUCGAGUAACAACGAAUCUGAUACUAGGGUGUUAUCUCGUAGAGUUAGCUUUGCUCCGAAUGCGCAUGUUCGCUGUGUUGACACUCAGCAUGUUCGAACGUCAUCAACUGUCUCAAUCACAAGCAUCUACCAACCCUCCUACUUCCCCUGCUCAACAACUCUUGUCGAUAAUGACGGCGGAGAAGAAUCUAUGGAUAUCGAAACUGAUUCUGAAUCCGAUUCUACAGAUGAAGCUCUUCAUGUUGCUAUACCACCUAAUCGCAUAUCGAACAUCUAUCCAAACAACUUUGACACGCAAGAUGAACAAGACGACGAAGAAGAUGAGAUGGACAUGGAUGUCACUCAAAUUCAAUAUGGUGGUAUCCUUCGAAGGGAAUCGAUGGCUGCAAUGGAUAGAGACACAUCAGUCAUCUCCACCUCCGAAGUUGAUGUAAGUUCUACAUCUAAAGGUGAUGAUGAAGAACAAACCAUGGAUUUCACCAUAGCUAUAGGUGGUGCCAUACCACGAGCUCCACCUGGAGGAGCAACGCCCGGUAGGACAAGUCUAGGUUACUCAACUCAUGUUCAUGAUCAUGAUAGACUUCUUCCUGGUCAUGGUGAUAUCAGUAUGGAAAUGGAAAUGGAAGAGACUAUUGCUUUAGGUGGGAUCAUCAAUGGGGAUGAUUCUAUGAGUUCAGGAGGAUCAAAUGAAGAUACGCGUCAUUCGAUUAGAGAACCAACUAUGUCUUUUGCUUUUACACGAGAUCAAAUUUCAAACAAUCAUACCUCCGAUAUGGAAUUUACCUCUGCCGAAGGAGGUAUUCAACUUAAUACAACAUAUCUUCCUCCUACUUCCCCACGACACGCACCGAUCACAAGACCUCAGGGUGGUACUCCUUCUUUCGCACGUUCGACAGUUGCUUCUGCUCAAAAGUCAAGACCGACAGAAAAACGAAAUGUUUUCGCACCUUCUCCAAGUCCUUUCAAAUCUACUCCGAGAAAAGGAGGAAUGGACGCUGCGGCUGAUGUAGCCAAACGUUUAAGUUUCGGGUCGACGACUUCCUCAGUAGGUAAGAAACGUCCACUUCAAGAUUCAAACUCCAACGUCAACAUCAACGUCGAUCCAAUUCCAAAUUCAAACGCAAACAUGUCCGACUUUGAAAUGAAGUCCGAUGAAGUCUUUUCUGUCACUUCUACAGUCAAGAUGAACCCCUUUGAACCUGUUGAUAAACCUUCAUCGUCUCCGGUGACAGAAAGAACCAAUAUGACUACAUUCGAGCAAGUUCCAGCUCUGGGUUCCCCAGCUAGAGCUACCCCACCUAAAACAUCCUGGACACCGGGUCGAAGUCCAGCUAUCAGACGAGCAAUGGGUAUAAACGUUCCUCCAUCUGAAGAAAUCACCGAGGCGGAGGAAGAAUGGGAAGAACCACCUACCAUCGCUUUAGGAGCGUUUUUGGAGAUGACGGGAGUGUUGUUCAUGGAAGGUUUGCCAGGUAUGAAUAGGAGGAGCAGUGUGGCUAGAGGAGUUUUAGGACAGAGUACAGCGGAUCGGGAUUUCGGAUUACACGAAUAUGUUGAAGCUCAAAUUCACAGUGCUUUUCUUAAUAUGUACACAUGGGGAAAUAACAAAAUGCGAGAAGAUAUCCGUGCGGCCGCUUUAGAUCUUCAAGCUACAGAAGAACUUUAUUCCCUUCAUAAUCCACCUGUGAUCAAAGAAUAUCUAGCUGCUCCAGAUCACGAAAAAGCAAUGUUCGAAAGUACUUUCAAAAAUUUCAAAACUAACACUCAUUUGAAAGCUAAGGAAGGGUGGUAUGAUUGGAAGAUUGCUUUGAUGAGUAAGAUCAAACCGGAUGUAGAGGAGAUGUUAUUGGGGAUGAAAGAGGACGACACUCGGCUCUCCGAACUAUGCACUCAAACCGAGACUCUCUUACCUGAUCUCCAAGCUAGAGCCGCGGCUCUAAGAGAAGAAUUGGGCAAGGAAAGAGAGAUGGUCAAAGCUGUGGCGGAAUGUGAUCAAGAAGAAUUGGCAGAUUUCCGUGCGGCUAUAGCUGAACAAAACAUACAAAUAGCUGGAUUUACCACGGAACUUUCAGACGGUCAAAUCAAACUCGGCACACUUACUACUAAACUCGACGAAUUGAGAGAUAAGAAAUCGGAACUUUUGAUGGCCAUUACGACUGCGAGAAAUAUGUGUGAUAGGUUCACAAGAUCUGACGUGAUCCGUUUACGCGAUGAAUACGACUCCCUUCAACAUCUUCAUCAAUGGCGUAUCGUCCAUCUCUCACCAUCUUCUUUGGAACUCACAUACGAUAACGAAAUCAAUCUUUGUUUCUCUGCCAAAGACUUUCAUCCUGAUUUAUCUUCUAUCAAUAUCACUCUGAUAGAUGUCGGGGAAGGGAAGAAAGCAUCGUCUUCCGGUAUCACUUUGCCUUAUAUCGGACACGGUGAGAAGAAAGGUCCGAGGGGAAGAGGAGGGAUUUCUAUGGAAGGUUUGUUUGAAGUGUUCUUGAAUUCGAUGGAAAGUUUUAAGAAAGAAUGUAAUACUUUACCUCUUCUCAUUCAACGUAUCGGUCAAUUAUGGUCAUCGAUCCAACGACUUCGUUCCGAACUUCGUUUAGUAAAUCUCAGAUAUCCACUUUCAUAUACACUCUCUUCGACUUCUCUCUCACCUUUGUUGCAAGUUCGGACAUGUUUGGUUUUUCCCGCGAUGAGAUCGAAAGUGGAAGUGACGUUUAAUUUGACGGGUGAGACGGUCAGUGGUUGGCCUGGGAGUUUGGCGAAUGUCGAGGUGGAUGUUGAGACUGUAUAUGGUUCAGUAGAAGCGGCUUCGUUGAAAGGAGUGAUGAAAGAAACAUUAGCGACAGUUAGACCUGAAGGAUAUUUAGGAGCUUUCUUACAAGCUUGUGUGGACGCACAAAGUUUAUAUUAG
Tremella mesenterica DSM 1558 is the source of this 3226-nucleotide messenger RNA. RefSeq lists its product as uncharacterized. Gene Ontology annotation, biological process: mitotic sister chromatid biorientation; protein localization to kinetochore; mitotic spindle assembly checkpoint signaling. The transcript has 11 exons. The record is from RefSeq and is a predicted model, not a curated record. Lineage: Eukaryota; Fungi; Basidiomycota; Tremellomycetes; Tremellales; Tremellaceae. The coding region runs from base 35 to 3226 and encodes 1063 amino acids.